GACCGUAUUUAAAUCGCGAGUUCCGAGUUGUCGGACUUGUAUUAGUCCAAGUGCCGCUGGUCACGACUGUUCGUACGUCUCAUUGGUAUCGAUAUGGCGAAAUGCUUCCUGAUAUUGUCCGCCCUGCUGUCGGUGUCAGUGGCUCGACCAUCGGUUCUGCAAGUGAAUCCGCUUGCGAACCUGCAAGCUCGUGCUUCGGCAAGUGCCUCCUCGUCGUUGCCGCAACAGCUGACUCUGCUGCGAUUGUUGCCGAACAACGUCCCUCUGGACCCGGAUAGUCGAGCCUUUGAAGCGCUCGAGGACAACAGCGAGCAGGAAGCCACGGGUCAUCGCGUCCAAGCGAAUCUGGCAAGGGACGGCUCGAGAAACAUCCUGUCUUGGUCGCCACUACUCUCGGCCUCCUCGAGCGCGUCGGCUUCGUCGUCCCUCUCUGACGGCCGCAUUUUCGACUCCCUCGAGCCUAGCUUGAACCAACCUGCUCAGCGUGACGAACAAUUGAGAUCCUCUGGCCACUCUGCCCAAUCCCAAUCGCAGCAGCAUGUGAGCGGAGGCCCGGGCUCCCUGCUCUCGGCAACCAGACUCUCGCAGUCGCUUGCGAGCCUGAGCCCCACAGGCGCCUCCAGCAGCUCCAGCGUCCAGGUUCUCGAGUCUCCCGAGCUGAGCGCCGCCCGAGCUGCGCUCCAACACCAGCAGGCCGUACUUUGGCCUCGCGACUCCAGUGCUGGUCGCUUGCCCCUGAUCAUCGGCAAUGAUGGAGAAAUCGUCACUGCUCCGCUGAUUCUGUUGUAAAAUACUGAAAGCAAAAAUCGACCUAUUUCUUUUUUUUUCUUCGUAGUUGGUUUAGCACGUAGAGAUAUCGCUAAUGCGCUAUGUAGUCGAUAAUACAUUGGGAUACUCCAUUCUUAAGGAUA
Messenger RNA from Copidosoma floridanum, 911 nucleotides. RefSeq lists its product as uncharacterized. NCBI's taxonomy places the organism in Eukaryota, Metazoa, Arthropoda, Insecta, Hymenoptera, Encyrtidae. The record is from RefSeq and is a predicted model, not a curated record.